AUGAGCCAGCCGCCCGUCCGUCGCUCCAGCCUAGGCAUGUUGCUCCGACGCAGUAAAUCCGGUGACCUGGGGAAGGGCGGUAAGAAAGCCCAAGCCCUGAGGGAGCAGGAACUCGAACGCCAGCGCCAGCAGGCCGCCAUCUCCAGGAAUCCCCCCAAGCUGCCCGACUUCUACGACGCCCACGACCAGCUUCCUCUCUCCAACUCCAUCCCCUCCGACCUGCGCACCGACGCCGGCUCUGUCUACUCUGACGAUCACCGCGGUGGCGGCAUGUACACCACCUCUCGUCCCUCUAUGGAGCCCGCCUACAGCGUCGGCAGCGCUCCCCCGGUCCCCCCCAUCCCCAGCAACGCCUACGACCCCUAUGCUCGCACCGAGAGCAUGACCCAUCGUGGCCGCUACAGCUAUGCCAGCAGUGCCAUCAGCACCAUCAACAGCCCCAGGCGGGUCAGGAGACGCAAGGAUCCCACUCCCUUCAACAUCCUCAUCAUCGGCACACGUGGCGCCGGCAAGACCUCCUUCCUCGAGUUUCUGAAGACCAGUCUAGCCCUCCCUCCGAAGAAACGAUCCCGCCGCGGCGAGAUCGAGGAGGAAGCACCUCGAGUGGCUGCGUCUGGCAACUUUAUCCCCCAUUACCUCGAGACGGAAAUCGAAGGGGAGCGUGUCGGCCUUACACUUUGGGACUCGGAGGGUCUGGAAAAGAAUGUUGUCGAUCUCCAGCUCCGCGAGAUGUCGGCGUUCUUGGAAAGCCGGUUCGAGGAAACCUUUGCCGAAGAGAUGAAGGUUGUGCGAUCGCCUGGCGUUCAGGAUACCCACAUUCACGCUGCCUUUAUGGUUCUUGACCCUGCUCGGCUUGACCGCAACCUGGCGUCCGCCAAGGCCACCUCAGCCAAUGGCCACGGCGGCAAGCCGCUUCUCAACCGCGUGUCCGGCGGCCUCGACGAGGAUCUCGAUCUCCAAGUCCUACGUACCCUGCAGGGCAAGACGACGGUCAUUCCCGUUGUCUCCAAAGCCGACACCAUCACGACGAAGCAUAUGCAAGUUCUGAAGAAGGCUGUCUGGGACAGCCUGAAGAAAGCUAAUCUGGACCCCCUGGAGGCUCUCGGCAUGGGCGACGACGAUGACGACUCUUCGGACCGUAUCGAAGAGGCCGACGAGGACGCGCUCGAGGAUGAUUCCGACCAGUCUCCCGAAGACGAUGAUCUGCCAAUCCAAGGCGGUGACGAGGUGGUCCGGUCCGUGCCAUCUUCGCCAUCGGCCAAGAGACUGUCCGGCCAAUCCAUCCGCCGCCACAAAGCCAAGGAGGAGGAGAAGCAAGAGAAGGACGAAACUCCCUUCCUGCCUCUUUCCAUCAUCAGCCCAGAUCUGUAUGAGCCUGAAAUUGCCGGACGGCAGUUUCCGUGGGGGUUUGCCGACCCUUAUGACGAGCAGCACUGCGACUUUAACAAGCUCAAAGAAGCCGUCUUCACCGAAUGGCGGGCGGAGCUUCGCGAGGCCAGCCGCGAGCAGUGGUAUGAGGGCUGGAGGACAUCCCGCCUCAAGAGCAGGGACCCGGCGAACCGCCGACGAUAG
Verticillium nonalfalfae is the source of this 1572-nucleotide messenger RNA. RefSeq lists its product as uncharacterized. The coding region runs from base 1 to 1572 and encodes 523 amino acids. Gene Ontology annotation, cellular component: microtubule cytoskeleton; cytosol; septin complex. The transcript has 2 exons. Lineage: Eukaryota; Fungi; Ascomycota; Sordariomycetes; Glomerellales; Plectosphaerellaceae. Gene Ontology annotation, biological process: cytoskeleton-dependent cytokinesis. The record is from RefSeq and is a predicted model, not a curated record. Gene Ontology annotation, molecular function: GTP binding; molecular adaptor activity; GTPase activity.